Tricharina praecox is the source of this 189-nucleotide messenger RNA. RefSeq lists its product as uncharacterized. The coding region runs from base 1 to 189 and encodes 62 amino acids. The record is from RefSeq and is a predicted model, not a curated record. The transcript has 2 exons. Lineage: Eukaryota; Fungi; Ascomycota; Pezizomycetes; Pezizales; Pyronemataceae.
AUGACAUACACCUCAACCGUCCUCCCGCUGAUCUCGCUCAACGUCACGUUACUGGCGCUGACGAGCCACUACCCAAACCUCCUGUCCACCCCCGCCUUCACCGUGUUCCACGUGUGGUUCCUGUUCUCGAGCAUCGUCGCUUUCCAGCAAUACAGCCUACGGGUCACAGGUUGGCUGAAGGUUCGCUGA